AUGAAGAAUGCAGUCAUGAGUGACCAGAGUUGGUUGUCCAACCCCAGGGAGCCCACCGUGCGAGUUACACGAGCACGGGCUAAAGCCUUAGGCUCAUCAGGUGGUUUGCCACCUUUACAUCCUUCAUCUAGACAAGCUGACAAACCUGUGUUCCGAGCGCACUUGAAAAGAGCAGCCCCAGAUAACAAAGAAGCAACAAGUUCAGACACUUCUCCGCCGCACAAGAAAAGAAUUGUUCUUAAGGAUGUAACUAAUAUCACUUGUGAUAAUUUGUAUAUAAACUGCAUAAAUGCAGCUAGAGGUCAGCCUAGCAGGCAGAAGAGAAAUGAUUCUUCACAGAAGAAGGGAAAGGUGGCGACUCCAUGUGUUCCUAAAAAAUCUAAGGUUCCAGGAGAGAGAAGAGAAAAUAUAAAUGAUACAAUGAAAGCAGAUGUGGUGGAAUCACAGAAGAACUUGACAAUUGAACACACUGAAACUGUUCAUGCAAAUAUGACAGGGGCAGCAAGUCUGACUUCAACUACGAAAUAUUCCAGUAAUAGCACCCCACUGAUAAGUUCAGUGACCAGAGAAGAUGUCAAGCUUUGCAUGAAAAAGGAAAGCUUGGAAGAUAGUGGAAUAACUGACAUAGAUUCAAACCACAAGGAUCCGCAGAUGUGUAGCCUUUAUGCAGCUGAUAUAUAUUCUGCUAUGUAUGCAAGACAGAUUGACCGGAGGAUUUCGGCUGAUUAUAUGGAAAACCUGCAACGAGACAUCACCCAGGGCAUGAGGGCUAUACUGAUUGACUGGCUUGUUGAGGUCUCCGAAGAGUAUGGGCUGAUGCCUGAUACACUAUACCUGACUGUAAAUCUCAUUGAUAGGUACCUAUCCGAGAAUCACAUGACCAAACAGAAGCUUCAACUGCUUGGUGUGACCUGCAUGCUCAUUGCCUCGAAGUAUGAAGAAAUUUGUGCGCCUCAUGUGGAGGAGUUUUGCUUUAUAACAGAUAAUACCUACACAAAAGAAGAGGUAGUGAAAAUGGAAAGUUGUGUUCUGAACUUUUUGGGCUUUCAACUCUCUGUUCCCACCACAAAAAAGUUUCUUAGGAGGUUUCUUCAAGCAGCACAAGUUUCAUACAAGGUCCCGUCUGUUGAACUGGAAUUUUUGGCAAACUAUUUAGCAGAACUAACUCUAAUGGACUACAGUUUCCUGAAAUACCUACCAUCCCUAAUUGCUGCUUCUGCUGUGUUUUUAGCCAAAUGGACUCUUGAUCAGUCUGAGCAUCCAUGGAAUCGGACCCUGGAGUAUUACACGAGGCACAAAGCAUCAGAGCUAAAAACUGUAGUUUUAGAACUCCAAAACUUGCAUGUUAAUCCAAGCUGGAACAUGCCUAGCGCCAUACGCGGGAAGUACAAGCAAUCCAGGUUCAAGAGCGUAUCAACUUUGCUUCCACCAGAACCAGAUGAAUCGCUUUUCUGA
This is a messenger RNA of Striga hermonthica, 1455 nucleotides long. The record is from the annotation of a GenBank genome assembly. NCBI's taxonomy places the organism in Eukaryota, Viridiplantae, Streptophyta, Magnoliopsida, Lamiales, Orobanchaceae.